UUUGGAGCAAAAGGAAGCUACCCAAACCUCAAUCCUUCUAUUUGUGUUAAAGAAGGCGCUGCCAAUAAGGGACAGGUCGAGCAGCAGGAAUCAAAGAGGGAGAACGAGAUUACAGCAGAGAGAACGAGUGACUCCUGCAUAUAUGAACACCAGGAGCAAGAACCAACAAAAAAUUUGAUUAGUCAUGGAUCAUUCCAAGUGGCCUUAAGUGACAAAAUGCAGUUCCCUUCAUUUCUUCGUACUGUACCCAAUUAUCUUUUCCCAAAUAGUGGUGUAGCUAAGCUACUUUGGUACUUUGGAUGGAAAUGGGUAGUAAUAAUAACUAUAGACAAUGAAACAGGUGAGUUUGGUGGCCAGCACUUAAAAAUGGAAAUUUUAAGAUUGGGAGCAUGUGUAGAACUUAUGGAAAGAGUUCAUGCUCAGCAUUCAAACGAAAGGCUGUUGAAAACUGUUGAAUUAGUCAAAAAAUCUACAGCAAACGUUAUCCUUAUAAACAGUGAUGAAAUACAUGCCAAAGCAUUCCUUGAGGCCCUUUAUUUACACAACGUUACUGGGAGAGUGUUAUUAUUCACAGCUGCAUUUACCAUCACUCCAGGUCUUCUGUCAAACGAAGCAAGAAUAAUAAUGAAUAACACAUUAGGACUUAUUCCCUUUUCAGGAACCAUGGCAGGAUUUAAAGACUUCCUCCAAGGACUGAACCCUUCAACAUCUACUGCUGAUAUUUUUAUCAAACCAUACUGGGAGAAAGUGUUUGCAUGUAAGUGGCAGGCGAACACAAGUUUUGCUUCAACUACCCCACAUGAGAUGAAUAAUGAGAAAGUAGUCUGCACAGGCAUGGAAAUGAUAGAUGAAACAAUCAUUGAUUAUUUUGAAUUAAAUGAUCUCAGUUACACCUACCAUGCUUAUCUUGCAGUUUAUGGCUAUGCGUCUUCACUGGGCAACAUAAUGUUGUGCCAGUCUAGAAAUGAAUCAUUUACAUAUGGUUGCAGAUCUAAAAUUAAACGCAUUCAGCCAUGGCAGGUAUAG
Protopterus annectens (West African lungfish) is the source of this 1026-nucleotide messenger RNA. RefSeq names its product extracellular calcium-sensing receptor-like. Gene Ontology annotation, biological process: G protein-coupled receptor signaling pathway. Gene Ontology annotation, cellular component: membrane. The record is from RefSeq and is a predicted model, not a curated record. NCBI's taxonomy places the organism in Eukaryota, Metazoa, Chordata, Ceratodontiformes, Protopteridae. Bases 217 to 1026 code for a protein of 269 amino acids. The transcript has 2 exons. Gene Ontology annotation, molecular function: G protein-coupled receptor activity.